AUGGCCUCUCACCAAACCCACCCAUCACACUCAUGUCAACCACCACCACUACGCUUCGAUGGCGCAACUUCUUGGCCAGGUCCCAUCUACAGACAACCGCCAGUUCCAGCUGCUCAGGUCUGGCCAGCGACAUCAAUCCCAUGCGAAGACAGAGAUGUCAAUGGCAGACGAGCUUCGUAUUCAAAGCCUGGCAGCACUAGCAAGCCGCGCCCUCCAGAGGCUACUAGAAAGGCAGCAUCAGUGAAGAGUGCCGGAUCCUCUUCAAGUCGGAAGAACAUUGCUGCCUCGUUCAAGGGCUUCUUUCACAGUUUGCGGCCUAGCAAUUGUCCCGAGCAAGGCUUCACUCUCCGGCACCAUGAUCACGAGCGCCAGACGAUCGAUCAGGUCAUGACAGAGAAGAGAGCCUCGAGUGUCAUGCAGCCGCGUACCACCAACGUUCAGAAUCUUUUCAGACUAAGGCGCAAGAGUACGGACUCUGGCCAGGCUGAAGUCCAUUGCCAUACCCCGAGUACACCGGAUACCAUUGUGUCGGAAGCUUGGAAUAUUCCUGUGGCGCUUCCUCGACGAGCGACCAGUGUCAGUGGCAAGUCAAGGGUUAGAGCGGCGCCUCUCCCUAUUAGGAAGAUCACAUCGAGGUUGGAUAUGAGAUCGGAUGACGGCCUUAAUGCCACUCAUCAUCGGGACGACAACCAAAUUUCAUCACUUGAUGGGACUUUGGCCAACAUGAGAGAACGCCGAGUGAAAAGCGGAAAUAUUCCUACCUUCUCCAUGCCAUCGCGGAAACCGGUGCCAAACCAAAACCGCAGUUCUCCUCCCAUACCGUCUCCAGCUCACACAGGCACUGUUAAUCCCCAUAACUUCAUGCCGUCGGUGAUGCCGGGCUAUAACAAAGCUCGCUCACUGUUCCUCGCAAAGCAAGAAUCCCGCCGCCAACGUCGCAUUCUAAGAGAAGCAAGUGACUACCUCGGAGUGACAGGGGCGAACCCUUAUACCGGGAUGCUGGACAAUAUUACACCCAGAACGAGCAUAGACAUGACAGAGUUUUGUCGGAUGUCUCCCCAGUCAUCCCCUAAUGGAUCGCCUCAGAAUGAGCAAAGGGGGCAUGGUGUCGGGAAACGGACGAGUCCUCGGCAGCGGUCUAAACUCGGCCAGCAAGCAGAGCAAUGGUCCUCCGUGGCGUCACCAAAUUUGACCCCCAUCGUCCAGAGCCAGAGCCCAAGCAUUAGGAGUGGAGAGGCUGCUCAGGCGGGGGAGCCAGCUACCACCGGCCACACCUCGAAAUCUUUUUUAGGGAUGGGGACGGCUGUUAUGCGGCUGGGUCCCGGUCCGAUGGACACCCGCCCCGUCCAGGGCCAGAUUGGGACAAAGAAGCCGUUCUCCAGGAUCCCAGUGCCAGAUCGCCGCCCAAUUCCACGCAAGAUGCUGCCAGGGAACCCCAUGACAACCGUUCCCAGCAGCGGCGAGGUUACAUACCCGCAUUUGGACAUCACGAACCUGAACCCAGCCCGCCAAUGGGCGAACAUGCUGAUCGAGGAUUUGGGUGGCCUGGAGCGCAGCAUCCGGGACAGCACCAGAGAAGCCACGGCAUGGGCGAAUUCGGUAGCCCAGGACAUCACUGGACUGGGCCAGGCGCUCCACCUCCCACAACCCCAAUCUGCCUGCACACCCACCAUCACCAUUACUGGCUGCGAGUCCAGUCUUCACCGUCAGCUCCCCUCCGCCAUAAAGGAAACCUGCCGCGAGGGACCCAAAGCCAAGCCCCCUCAAAAGGCAGGAAAGACGUCAGAGACGAGUGGGGUCAAGGUCCAGAAGACGACAAAGUCCGUAACCAUCUCGUCGUCACACCAGAUACACCAGACAUCGUCCUUGUCCCCGAUCGUUGCACCCAAGAACGGCUCUUCGACGCCGCUAGAUUCCCUUCCCAGCACGCAACGGAACGCCUCGCCGAAACCCGCAAGACCAGAUCUCCAUCGUCCUCCCAGCUGGACGGCAUCACUGACCACAGACCGUGUUGCAGAAGUGAUGGCAGAAGAUCUGCCAGGUCGCGAGAUGCGCAAGACGAUGAGAAAGGAACCGGAAAUCCAAGACGUAACAAAUGGAAAGAGACUUUCACCACUCAAGUCCACUUACAUGCACCGGCCAAGUCUGGCAAAGUCGAGGAGCUGGUCGUCGAAUCAAGGUCCGGCCGACAUGGAAGCUUUCACGCAGGCGAUGGCGCAGGGAGCAGCGCGGGCUGCGUUGUUGCAACACUCAGCCGACCAAAGAACAAAGCCGGAGGGCAGCCCGGCAUCGGCGUCGGGAUCGGACCCGGCAUCAAGGAGUCAGCACCGUCAGCACGGACGACAGGAAGCGGCCACGGGACGGGCCAUGACUGGAGACACGAAAGCUGGGGUAGAAGCCACGGUAGCAGCCAAGAGUGUGAUGAAGGCCGAGUUGGGAGCAAAUCUGGUAACGUCAUUACCAGGACAAAUGAAGAAGUGUCACAAGCUCAAGGACAGCGCCGACCACGGCAGCGGAGACAUGGACGGCCGUUCCAGAAGCCAAGAGGGGAUGUCAAAAGCCAGUGAACCCCAGGCGUGCCAAGAGGAUGGGGCGGCGGCUAGGGACGAUCUGUAUCGGCUUUUCCCAGGCUUGGCACUCCCUGUCAGGUCGAUGAUGGCGGCGGGAUCGGUUGGGCAGGGUUUUGAGGUGCCGGUCGGAGUGCGGAUCGUGGUGUCGGUAGUGGUUACGUUUGUAGGGCAGUUUGCCUGUGCGUACUGGGCAUUUGUACGGCCGGUGUUUCAUCUCGACUCGCCGCUUCACAAGCGGUACGCACAGGGCCAGGCGACGCUGGGAGACGUGGUGGUUUAUAUCUUUGCGCUGCUGUUUGUGUUCUUUGCGGGCGCGGCUGUGGUGUGGAUGAUCAGGGGCACGGUUCUUGUGUGCCGCCUGGCCAGGGCGAUUAUCGGAGGAUUGGCAAUGCUGGCGGGUUUGUGA
Sordaria macrospora k-hell is the source of this 2976-nucleotide messenger RNA. RefSeq lists its product as uncharacterized. Lineage: Eukaryota; Fungi; Ascomycota; Sordariomycetes; Sordariales; Sordariaceae. The record is from RefSeq and is a predicted model, not a curated record.